CCCGUACGAGCAUCAAUUGGUCGGUACAACACCAACCUGCCACAAACGAUUUAUUCCCUUCUUUAUCUUAGCUACAACGUCAUUCUCACACGGAUAUUCGUCGCCCGUGAAUGGAGCAAAUAUUGUAGAAAAUAUGCAGGGCUGCGAACUUCAUUCGCAAAAGGUGAACAGCGGAGCACAUUUUCCUGCAGCUACCGUACCGCUAUGCCAUUCCGUUCGCAGCCCUAUCACUACUCCUACAUUGGAUGAUCUCCCAAAGCGUCUUUUUUGUCGCCGUACGCGUAAUGAGCCACGGGAGCGAGCAACUAUAUACCAGCGGCGACGACAGAGGGAACAAGUCAUUUCGGACCCUGGAUACUCGCCCAUAGCAUUUAUCCCAAGCAUUUAUCCCAAGCAUGAUCCUUGCGACGUUGAUGAUUAUGGCGGUAGUGACCCAUACCAGAAGGAAGUACAUUGUAGGGAUACCGUUUGCCGCUUCGUGCAGUGCGGCUAUCAGUGCUGCGUGCCAUGCAAAUAAUAGAGUGGAUAUGUUUGAUAACCGUGUGAAGUGGGGGGUAGUGAGUGCAGCUGACGGGGUUGGGUAUUGUACAUUCAGAGUAGCAGAGGUAGGUGAAGUUGUUGAGGGGCAGUAUUAUGCG
Wilcoxina mikolae CBS 423.85 is the source of this 638-nucleotide messenger RNA. Lineage: Eukaryota; Fungi; Ascomycota; Pezizomycetes; Pezizales; Pyronemataceae. The record is from the annotation of a GenBank genome assembly.